Messenger RNA from Nelumbo nucifera (sacred lotus), 942 nucleotides. Lineage: Eukaryota; Viridiplantae; Streptophyta; Magnoliopsida; Proteales; Nelumbonaceae. The record is from RefSeq and is a predicted model, not a curated record.
AUGGCACCUGCAAAGUUGGCAGUCGUUUUCCUCGCCACUCUGGCCAUUCUCUCUCUCCUUCCUGCUCAGGGUUCCUCAGGUUCGCUGGUGGUUCGUAACCCAGUCCUAACCCACCACAACGGCCCUCUCCUCAAGGGGAACUUGAGCCUUGCCAUCUUGUGGUAUGGCAAUUUCGGUCGCAGCCAUAAAUCGGUCAUCCGGAAAUUUAUCCGUUCACUUAACAAUGACGGUACCGGGUUACAGCCAAGGGUCUCGACAUGGUGGAGGAUGGUGGAGAGUUAUCAAGGCGCAGUAUUGGCCGGCCGCAGACGUGCAAGCCCUCCUCCAAUUCGCGUUCGCGUCGCAAAGCAAACAUCUGACAAGACAUAUUCCAGUGGAAAUAUCUUAACUCAGGACAUCAUACCCGGUCUUGUGAAGCAAGCGACGGGUGGGUCACGGUCGUUGAUCGCUGCCAUCUUCACGGCCAAGGAUGUGUCGGUCCAGGGCUUGUGCACAGGCAAAUGCUCACUGCAUGGGGUUGUGACAACCGGGCAAUCCCAACAAUUGUAUAUGGUGGUCGGGAAUCCAGUGCUAGAGUGCCCAUAUGAUUGCGCCUGGCCGUUCCAUAAACCUAAGAAAGGGGCAGUGAAAUCUAAGGUAUUGAAGCCACCAAGCGGCAAGGUAGGUGCCGAUGCAAUGGUCGUCAGUUUGGCUUCAGCCUUGGCAGGGAUGGUCACUAAUCCAUACAAUACUGGGUUCUUCCAAGGCCACGGAAGGAAUCAGAUCGAGGCGGUGACAGCCUGCUCAAAGGUGUUCGGUACAGGCGCGCAUCCGGGUUACACUGGGAAGGUAGCCAUUGAUGGGGCUACGGGUAGAGCCUUCAACGCACAUGGCUGGCGUGCCAAGUUCUUGCUUCCGGGACUAUGGAACCCAAAGACCUCCUCAUGCUGGACACUCAUGUAA